Molecule: messenger RNA, 1429 nt
Organism: Cetraspora pellucida
Lineage: Eukaryota; Fungi; Glomeromycota; Glomeromycetes; Diversisporales; Gigasporaceae
Source: the annotation of a GenBank genome assembly
AUGUCCUCUUUACCAAAAAUGUUUUUUCCUUAUGAUAUUUUGGCUCUUUUAAUUCGUACUUGUGGGUUAAGUUUGUAUUUAUACUUAUUUCCUGCAUUGUUAAAGGAAAUUGCAUAUAUCCUAUCUCUAUUCAUGCCAUCACUUUUUUUACAAAUGUCUCAUCUUUCCGGAUACUACUUAUUUCUCGCAACCACUAUUUGUGUAUUGGAUGUUCAGGACAAAAUGAUAAAUUCUGUUACCUUGUCUAGAGCACUUCAGGUUUAUCAAUUACGUAAAAAAGAACAUGGGAUUCUCGAAUAUAUAAAUAAUUAUAUUGACAAGAUUAAAGCUUCCGAUAUUCCAAUUUCUCCAUUUUGUCCUUGUCAAAACUCUGAGUCGAAUAUUAAUAAUAGUGGUUGGUGUGAAUCUUGCGGAUUAGGUCUGGUGCCUGGUGUUAUGCUUCCUCCUUGGACCAGCGGGUGUCCAGAAAUUAAUAGGAUUAUCUUUCGUACUCAAAUUGAAUCUAAUCAUAUUUUUGAUCAUAUUGAAUGGAUCAAUUAUGAUAGGUUUACAGAUGUUAAAAAAAUUAUGAAAGGUAUACAAGGUGAUGUUUACUCUGCUUCUUGGUUAGAUGGACCAAUGUAUUUAUAUGGAAUGGCAAGAAAUGGUUCUCAAAACGUGAUUAUUAAAAGCCUUGGGAAAUCUUCAGUUAAUGUGACCCCCGAAUUUCUUCAUGAGCUUGAAACAUAUGUCAAACUCAUCACUUCGUACACGGAAUUACGUUACGAAUUAUUAGGUUCUAUUCAAUGUUAUGGCCUAACCCGAAAUCCAAGUACUCAAGAAUAUAUGUUGGUUAGCGAAUAUAUCGAAGGAGGAGAUCUAAGAAAUUAUCUUUCCAAAAACUUUAAAACCAUGAAAUGGCUUGAAGAUAAAUUACAAAUUCUUAUUUCAAUCGCAAAAGGAUUAAAAUUAAUUCAUGAAUCAGGGUUUGUUCAUCAUAAUUUACACUUGGGAAAUGUGUUGAUUGGAAAAGAUGGCUCGGCAUAUAUUUCAGAUCUUGGAUUAUAUCCUUUUAUCAUCUUAUCUGAUCAGGAUUCAAAAAAUUUAAGAAAAGAAACAGUGUCGAAAGGAAUAUUUGGUGUUCUUCCUUAUGUAGCACCUGAGGUAUUAGAAAGAAUUCUACCUUAUACAAAAGAAUCUGAUAUAUAUAGUUUUGGUAUUAUAAUGUGGUCACUUUCUUCAGGAAAGUUACCAUUUUCUGGAUGUCCAUUUAACACGAAUUGGUAUUUCUUGGUAAAUGAAUAUGAUGAAUUUAAAAAUUUUGAUGAAAUGAUAAAAAGUGAUGUUGAAGAGAAACCUACAAUAUUUGAAAGUGAGAACGUUCAUUGUAGCCAAUUUAUCGAUUUGGAUGCUAUUUCAAAAGAAGAAACCUUUGAAGUUUUGGAUGAUG